AUGCCUCCGAGGAGAAACAGGACGCCCACUAAUGUUCAUGAGCAAGAACUAGAAGAAUGUAUUAUGGCACGAAUGGAGGAGAGGAAGGAUCAAAUGGUUGACCAACUGACUAAUAGGAUGGUCGAACUGAUGAAUCAAGGAGGACAAAGGUCUCGAACACAUUCUCAAGUGGAAGACGGUGAAUUUGGGAACCCGUUCGGCGGCAGUGACAGUUCAUAUUCUGAAGACCGUCUAGAAAGGCCGCCAAAGCGUGAUCAUAGAAGUGAUAAUAGGCGUUGGGAGGCCGGAAUGCGAAUUGAUAUCCCAGAAUUUGACAGAGUCAGUUUGAAUUCGGAGGGUUUUAUCAACUACUUGGCUACUGUUGAGGAAGUUUUUGAGUUCAAAGAAGUCCCUGGAAACAAAAGAGUGUCGAUGAUUGCUACCAGGCUACAUGGUAGGGCAUCUGCAUGGUGCCAACAACUGAAACUGACACGAGACAGGCUCGGAAACUCAAAGGAGACAGAGGAACAACACGUUGCUCGAUAUAUCGGGGGUCUAUGGGUCCAAAUCAUGGACUCUGUAAAUAUGUUUGACCUAGUAUAUAUUUCUAAAGCGCACCAACGGGCGUUGGUUUUUGAGAAACAAAGUCGUCGGGUGGGCAGUUUGUCUUCAACUGCCAAUAUUGGAGGAAGUUCCGGGACGGGUGGUAUGGUACCCCAUGUUGUGCCUAAUCAACAAAGACCGACAUCUAACAGUGUUGGACCAAAUCCUAGGACAACUGUUAGUAGCUGCUUGAAGUGUUUUAGUUGUGGGGAGACAGAUGAUUGGCAAAAUGAUGAUGCCGGUGAAAAUUACGAAUAUCCCCCUGUGUAUGACGAAGAGCAUCAAUGCGAACAAGAAGUUGUAACUGGAGAUGUGGGGUAUAAAGAUGAUGUGUGGUGUGAUGUGGUUGCUAUGGAUGCUUGUCAUUUGUUGUUGGGCAAACCUUGGGAGUAUGAUCAUAACAUAGAUCAUAUAGGGCGGACUAAUACUUAUAGUUUCUUGUUUGGUGGUGUGAAGAUAACAUUGGUUCCCAAUAAGCCAAAGGAGCCAGUUUCGAGACCUUCGGGUACUCUUCUGACCCUGAAUCAGUUUGAAGACGAGUUAGAGGCGAAAGGUGAAAUUUUUGUAUUGCUCGGGAAGGAAGUCGCUAAGGAGGUUGAAAUUACUGAGGCUAUGGUUCCUCUUCUCAAGGAAUUCGCUGAUGGUUUCCUUAAUGAAUUACCUGAUGGUUUGCCACCUUUAUGUGACAUCGAGCAUCAUAUUGAUUUACAACCAGGAGCUCAGUUGCCGAAUAGGCCACAUUAUAGAAUAAGUCCCGGAGAGCAUGAGGAGUUGCGACGACAGGUGGAGGACUUGAUUUCAAAAGGUCAUAUUCGGGAGAGCAUGAGCCUGUGUGCUGUUCCUGCUUGUUGA
Lactuca sativa (garden lettuce) is the source of this 1434-nucleotide messenger RNA. Lineage: Eukaryota; Viridiplantae; Streptophyta; Magnoliopsida; Asterales; Asteraceae. The record is from RefSeq and is a predicted model, not a curated record.